Diatraea saccharalis (sugarcane borer) is the source of this 255-nucleotide messenger RNA. Lineage: Eukaryota; Metazoa; Arthropoda; Insecta; Lepidoptera; Crambidae. The record is from the annotation of a GenBank genome assembly.
AUGUUGUCCAAAGCACAUCCUAAAUACGAGUACUCCUACUCUGUUGCUGAUGGACAUACCGGUGACAAUAAGUCGCAGCACGAGAGCCGCGACGGUGACGCCGUGCAGGGUGAGUACUCCCUAGUGGAGGCUGAUGGCUCCGUGCGUAAGGUGCAGUAUUCCGCUGAUGACCACAAUGGCUUCAACGCCAUCGUCAGCCAUUCCGCUCCCGCGCAUCAUGGUGCCCCUGCUCCUGUGCUCCUUGGCCAUCACUGA